Molecule: messenger RNA, 867 nt
Organism: Dentiscutata erythropus
Lineage: Eukaryota; Fungi; Glomeromycota; Glomeromycetes; Diversisporales; Gigasporaceae
Source: the annotation of a GenBank genome assembly
AUGUCAUUUCAUUCUUCUGGUUCCGAAAGGGUUUUGCCUCCCAUUGUAACCCUUGGUACGAAUAAUCUUACUCCAGUUUUACCUCCCGUAUCAAGCCUUGCUCCUCCAGUAUCAUCCCCAUUAUGUUCUCCUCCUCCCGACUUUUCGUCCCCUUCAUUUGUUACACGUACACCAACAAUAACAACAAAGCAAGUCGGUUUGAAAAUAUAUCCUUCAUCUGAAUGCAUACGUACUUCUUUUGAAAGUGGCCACUUUCAGUCUCAUUCAAAUAUGUUACAACAAUAUGAACAACAAUCAUAUUCUUCACCAAGACAAAUUAGAAGCGCGACUCAAGUUGUAAUGGCUACUCCUACGCACCCUCAUAGUAUAGUCUCUAGACCAAUGCAUCAUCCAUAUCAACAUCCUGUAUAUCAUCAGAAUGACCGGGUUGAUCCUGCAACUGAGUUACUUGCUGAAAAAAGACGUAGAAAUGCUGGUGCAUCUGCUCGUUUUCGUGAUCGACGAAAACAAAGAGAACGAGAAAUGCAAGAAAAAUGUCAAUUUUUGGAAAGAAGAGUUCAAGAAUUGGAAAGUAUGGAUCAUGCUAAACUCGUUCUCGAAUUAGAAAAAAAAUUGGAAGAAGCUAUCAUCGAUAAAAAGGCUUCUCAAGAAAAAUUAGGUGAAAUGGAGAAAGAGAUUCAUCAACUUCGUAUCAAAUUACGCGAACAAGAACCCGAAUCUUUAACUCCUCCUUCGUCUGCGGGUGAAUCCGAUUCAAAAGAUGAUUUUUUUAGUUUUUAUUCAAGGGUAUCGAGGGCUUCUUCAACUUCAUCAACAUCUUCGGAUGAGUCGCGUAAACCAACUGACGUUAAAUCACUUUUAUCAUAA